Messenger RNA from Chrysoperla carnea, 374 nucleotides. Its product is annotated as venom peptide Pc-like. Lineage: Eukaryota; Metazoa; Arthropoda; Insecta; Neuroptera; Chrysopidae. Bases 56 to 349 code for a protein of 97 amino acids. The transcript is spliced from 3 exons. The record is from RefSeq and is a predicted model, not a curated record.
GAAUCUAUACCAAAUAAAUUUGUCAGUGAUUUUCAAAUUCUUGGUUAUUUGAAAAAUGAAAAAACUUUUAUUAAUAAUGGUCUUAAUUGUAUUUUCUAACUGUGUGGAAAAAGAAGAUGCACCAAGCUGUGAUGUAAAUGGUUUAAAAAUUCCAGAUGGCGAAAAUUCACCUGCACCGAUUGGCGAAUGUGCGAUAUAUUCAUGCCAAGUUCAAAAUAAGCAGCAGUCAAUUCAAGCACUGACAUGCCCUGAAUUUGGCUACGAUCCUAGCAAGUGUUUUAAAAUACCAAUGAAUUUAUCUCUGCAGUAUCCUGACUGUUGCCCACAGGUCAAAUGUAAUAACAAAUAAUAAAAUAAUGUUAUAACGAGUAAAA